GCAUUUAGUACAAAGUACAAGUUUCUUGCAGACUUAUGGAUAGUAAAGUUUAACUUCUGCUAAGGCUAAUUUUAUUGAAAGUGCAGGGAGUGAAAAUAGGUUUUGUUUCACACUGUUUGCAAAUUGUGUAGAUUUGGAAACAUAGGGUUAGUAAAACAAAGGUGAACGUAAAAAGAAAAGCAGUGGUGUGGUGAACAAUAUAGCAUUUGUUUAAAUAUAGUGCAGUCUUACAGUCCAGUUUGAUGGUGGUGUUGAAAUUGUAGACUGGGUUUAUGCUGCGUCAAUUUUGGCACGAUCGCUGUUUUAUGAUUCCAUUUCGGCAACAUUUUUCAUAGUUUACCGGUGUCAUGUAUGAGGUACUGUGAUUUCCUUUCACUUCAGAGAGAGAUCAGAAAGAGACUGGUUAGGAGCACCAGAGCAGCCAUUCUUGGAACCAAGGCAAAAUGAAGACUUUAAUCAUUGGGAUUGGAGGUGUAACAAAUGGUGGGAAAACAACCUUGGCAACGCGACUUAAGCAAAAGCUUCCAAACUGCAUGGUUGUCUCUCAGGAUGAUUAUUUUAAGCCAGAUUCAGAAAUAGAGAUAGAUGAGUAUGGUGUUAAACAGUAUGAUGUCAUUGAUGCAGUUGACAUGGAAGCUAUGAUGGCUCAUGUGUGUGCUUGGAUCAGUAACCCAAAGGAACAUUUGAAUUCAAAAUGUGAUCACCUGGAAACAAAUUCUGAAAACUGGAAAGAAGUUUACAUUUUAAUUGUUGAAGGAUUUCUUCUUUAUAAUUACAGGCCACUUGAUGAUGUCAUUCAUAAACGUUAUUAUCUUUGCAUUCCAUAUGAUGUGUGCAAGAGUCGAAGAAGUUCUAGGUCUUAUAAUCCACCAGACCCACCCGGAUACUUUGAAAGAUAUGUCUGGCCAUUGUAUAUGAAAAACAAGCUGGAGAUGGAACAACAUUCACAGGGUUUAGUGUACAUUGAUGGAACAAAAUCCAAGGAUGAAAUAUUUUUUAUGGUGAUAGAUGACAUACUAGGAGAGAUCAAAAAGUGUUUAGGUUGGAAGAACUGUAUCCAUGACACAAGUGUUUCAGGCCCUACACUUAUCAAUUAGGAGUGUUAAACGAAUUUUGAAAAUGGGAAAUCAUGAUGUCUACUUUUAUCUUAUUCCAAAAUAAUUUUUUCCAUGGAUAUAUUAAUUUUCUGCAAUUUGCUAGCUGCAAGAAAGUACUGAGAUCAUGUUUUCCUGAAAAAAAAAAUAACAACCUUGGUAACAAAAAAAGAGAAUGCAACUUUUGUAAUCCCUUCAGGCUGACUUUGACUUUAAUUGUACUAUUGGAUGCCAGCUGACUUAAUGCUAUGUAUGAAGAUUGUAAAUAUUUGAACUUGUAAUAUUACACAUUUAUGAUUCAGAACUUUGUCAUGACAUGUGGGUUCCAUUCAUUCAGUUGGAACUUCAUGUGAUAAAGCUAUGCAAUUCCAAUUGCUGUAUACUUUGUAGUGGUGGACUUGUAUUAAUAUCUGAUUGUCCUUUUCAUUUCAUAAUAUAUGGAACUUGAUUAUU
This is a messenger RNA of Protopterus annectens (West African lungfish), 1547 nucleotides long. It is a transcript of the gene NMRK1, whose product is annotated as nicotinamide riboside kinase 1. Gene Ontology annotation, cellular component: cytoplasm. The transcript has 10 exons. Bases 444 to 1097 code for a protein of 217 amino acids. The record is from RefSeq and is a predicted model, not a curated record. Lineage: Eukaryota; Metazoa; Chordata; Ceratodontiformes; Protopteridae.